CAACUCCUCGAUAGCUAAACUUUACGUUCAGUGUUGGAAUCACUUGUGAGCUCUGCGGACGUACCGAAAACUUUGUUGUACUCGUAAAUUCUCAAUCAUGAAUAAUUUGCGCAGAAUUCCUCUGAGGCAGAUUUGCCAGAGGCUCGCCCAAAAUGGUCGGCUGUACAGCGAAGGAGCGGCCUUCGAGAAGAUUCCGCCCCUAACCCACCUCACUGACGACGAGCAGAUGAUGAAGGACACAGUGGCCAAGUUUUCGCAGGAGAAAAUCCUGCCGCACGUGAAGAAGAUGGACGAGAACAAUCUGUUCGAGCAGUCCAUCAUUGACGAGCUGUUCGCACAGGGUCUGAUGGGCAUCGAGAUCCCGGUGGAAUUGGGCGGCAGUGGCUGCAAUUUCAUGACCAACAUCAUCGUGGUGGAGGAGCUGUCGAAGGUGGAUCCCGCCGUGGCGGCGUACGUGGACAUCCACAACACGUUGGUCAACUCGCUGUUGAUGAAGGUGGGCAGCAAGGCGCAGAAGGAGAAGUAUCUGCCGCUCCUGGCGCAGAAGUGUGCCGGCAGCUUCGCCCUCACGGAGCCCACAUCAGGCUCAGACGCUUUCUCACUCAAGACAACGGCCAAGAAGGAGGGCUCGCACUACAUUAUCAACGGCACCAAGAUGUGGAUCUCCAACUCUGACGUGGCAGGAGUUUUUCUGGUCUUUGCCAACGCCAACCCAUCGGCUGGAUACAAGGGAAUCACUACGUUCAUCGUCGAUGGCGAUUCACCUGGACUAGUGGUGGCCAAGAAGGAGAACAAGUUGGGUAUCCGCGCGUCAGGAACGUGCGUGCUCAACUUCGAUAACGUCAAGGUGCCCGAGGAGAAUCUGCUGGGCGAGUUUGGCAAGGGUUAUCAAUAUGCCGCGGGCUUCCUCAAUGAGGGUCGCAUCGCGAUCGGCGCUCAAAUGGUUGGCUUGGCGCAGGGCUGCGUGGACGCCACGAUUCCGUAUUUGCUGGAACGGAAGCAGUUCGGCCAGGACAUCUACUCCUUCCAGAGCAUGCAGCAUCAGAUUGCACGUGUCCUCACGGAGAUCGAGUGCGCGAGAUUGCUGACGUACAACGCGGCGAGACUGCAAGAGGCGGGCAAACCUUUCACCAAGGAGGCCGCCAUGGCCAAGUAUUACAGCAGCGAGAUCGCCCAGACAGCCACGAUCAAGUGCAUCGACUGGAUGGGCGGCGUGGGCUUCACCAAGGACUUCCCGCAGGAGAAGUUCUACCGCGACGUGAAGAUCGGCGCCAUUUACGAGGGCACCACCAACAUGCAGCUCAGCACAAUCGCCAAGUACAUCCGCAAGGAGUACGGCGGAUAAGCUGACCCUUAUCCUUCCACCACAAGUGAUAUUUAAUGUCUAAAGCUCGCAUGCCAUCCUGCAUUUAUUUUGCUAUAAAGAUGAUUUUCAACACUAA
This is a messenger RNA of Phlebotomus argentipes, 1442 nucleotides long. RefSeq names its product short/branched chain specific acyl-CoA dehydrogenase, mitochondrial. Bases 98 to 1345 code for a protein of 415 amino acids. The record is from RefSeq and is a predicted model, not a curated record. NCBI's taxonomy places the organism in Eukaryota, Metazoa, Arthropoda, Insecta, Diptera, Psychodidae. Gene Ontology annotation, molecular function: acyl-CoA dehydrogenase activity; flavin adenine dinucleotide binding. Gene Ontology annotation, cellular component: mitochondrion. The transcript has 4 exons.